This is a messenger RNA of Cucurbita maxima (winter squash), 2054 nucleotides long. Its product is annotated as metal transporter Nramp6-like. Bases 155 to 1774 code for a protein of 539 amino acids. NCBI's taxonomy places the organism in Eukaryota, Viridiplantae, Streptophyta, Magnoliopsida, Cucurbitales, Cucurbitaceae. Gene Ontology annotation, biological process: metal ion transport. Gene Ontology annotation, cellular component: membrane. The transcript has 14 exons. The record is from RefSeq and is a predicted model, not a curated record. Gene Ontology annotation, molecular function: cadmium ion transmembrane transporter activity; manganese ion transmembrane transporter activity.
GAGAGCUUUACAGAAAAAGGGUGGAGAGAGAAAUGAAGGUAGGGAGGCUAUUUAAGGGAGAGAGAACUCUGAGAGAGUGAGCAAAGAGGGAGCUCUGGCCACUAGCUUAUCUAACACACCAUCAUCCACGCCAUAUCAUAUUCUCGAUUAAGAAAUGGCGGCUGGAGGGUCUAGUUCUGGGCAGCCACAGUUCAUUGCGAGGGCUGGAAAUGAGAGUUUUUCACACGCACCAUUGAUCGAGAAUCCGGAAACUGGUCAGAUUGUUGUUCCUGAUAAGAAAAGCUGGAAGAACCUUUUUGCAUAUAUGGGCCCGGGAUUUCUUGUAUCCAUUGCAUAUAUUGAUCCUGGGAAUUUUGAAACUGACCUUCAAUCUGGAGCUCAGUACAAGUAUGGGUUGCUUUGGAUCAUAUUAGUGGCAUCCUGUGCUGCCCUCAUUAUUCAAUCCUUAGCAGCAAAUCUAGGGGUUGUCACAGGAAAACAUUUAGCAGAGCACUGUAAAGCUGAGUACCCCAAAGUGCAAAAUUUCAUCCUAUGGGUUCUUGCUGAGAUUGCAAUUGUUGCAUGUGAUAUUCCUGAAGUUAUAGGAACCGCUUUUGCAUUGAAUAUGCUCUUCAGCAUUCCUGUAUGGUGUGGUGUUCUUCUAACAGGGCUUAGCACACUCUUCCUUCUUGCACUGCAGCAAUAUGGGAUUAGAAAGCUUGAAUUCUUGAUUGCCUUUCUUGUACUGACCAUUGCGAUUUGCUUCUUCCUGGAGCUGGGCUAUGCAAAGCCUGAUGUUGGAGAAGUUUUUUAUGGGUUAUUUGUCCCUCAAUUAAAAGGAAGUGGUGCUACUGGUCUUGCUAUUUCACUUCUUGGUGCUAUGGUUAUGCCACACAAUCUCUUUCUUCAUUCGGCACUCGUGCUCUCUCGGAAAAUACCCCGAUCCGUUUCUGGCAUCAAGGAAGCUUGCAGAUUUUAUAUGAUCGAGAGUGGAUUUGCUCUCAUGGUGGCUUUUCUGAUUAAUGUAUCAGUCAUUUCAGUUAGUGGUGCAGUUUGCAAUUCACCAGAUCUAAAUAAGGAGGACCAAAUGAGCUGCAAUGAUUUGGACUUGAAUAAAGCUUCAUUUUUAUUGAGAAAUGUAUUGGGUAAAUGGAGUUCAAAACUUUUUGCCAUUGCUUUAUUGGCAUCUGGUCAGAGUUCUACCAUAACAGGAACCUAUGCAGGACAGUAUGUUAUGCAGGGGUUUCUCGAUUUGAAACUGACGCCAUGGGUCCGAAACUUUUUAACCCGAUGCUUAGCAAUUGUUCCUAGUUUGAUUGUUGCAAUCAUUGGUGGGUCUUCUGGGGCUGGGAAGCUCAUCAUUAUUGCGUCUAUGAUUUUGUCAUUUGAACUUCCUUUUGCUCUCGUUCCUCUUCUGAAGUUUACAAGCAGCAGGACCAAGAUGGGAACACAUGUCAACUCCACUGCGAUUACGGUAUUGACAUGGAUUAUUGGGUUCCUCAUCAUGGCUAUAAACAUAUACUACCUCAUGACCCGCUUCAUCCACGUUCUCCUUCAUAACGAUCUCCAACUCGUAGCAGUCGUCUUCAUAGGGAUACUUGGAUUUUCAGGGAUGGCAAUAUAUUUAGCAGGAAUAGCUUAUCUGGUUUUCAGAAAGACCAAGGAGAGCACUCAUCUGUUGGCACUAACAACAGAAGAAAGCCAACAACUGAGCAACACACCGAGUAAGAGAUCAGGAUAUGGUCUCCCAAAUGAAGAUUUAACAAGUAGAACUACAAGUGAUGAUGUAAACUGACAAAUUAUGGCUAAAAACUUGAGCCAUACAACAAAGGCAGAUCCCUUGGGUUUUGGUUUCAUUUGUUUGGAAAAACAACACACAGAUGAAACUCAGAAGCACAGCCAAAUGGGUUUAUAGUUCAAUCAGCUUAUAACCCAAUUCUACCUAUAUAUCAUCAUCACCUGCAUUCUGCCUACCUACCUAAAACCUAACUGCUUAGAGUUUUGCAGUGUUCAUUUCAGAUUUUUAGGGUUUUAAUUAGCUCAGAAAUAACAAAGUACUUACCUUUUUGCUCCUC